Poecilia latipinna (sailfin molly) is the source of this 2408-nucleotide messenger RNA. It is a transcript of the gene gpr4, whose product is annotated as G protein-coupled receptor 4. Gene Ontology annotation, biological process: G protein-coupled receptor signaling pathway. The record is from RefSeq and is a predicted model, not a curated record. NCBI's taxonomy places the organism in Eukaryota, Metazoa, Chordata, Actinopteri, Cyprinodontiformes, Poeciliidae. Gene Ontology annotation, cellular component: membrane. The transcript is spliced from 4 exons. Gene Ontology annotation, molecular function: G protein-coupled receptor activity. The coding region runs from base 827 to 1975 and encodes 382 amino acids.
UAAUCUGUUACUCGGUACUUGAGUAAAAUUAUGCUGAAGUACUUCUAUUCUUGAGUAAAUUUUUGGAUGCUCUACUCACCUGUGAUGAAUGUUAAAAAGACUAAAUGGAAUCAAUAUGUUUUCUUUCUUUAUUUAAUAAAAACACUAAAUCUGGAUGUGUAAACGACUCUUAUGUCCAGAUUAUCCCUCUUGGCUCUGAUUGGUGAAUCCGUCCUGCAGAUCCAGAAGCUGCAGAGACAAAUUUCACCUUUUUCUCGGUUUGUCCACCUGCAUAGCUUAUCCUUCAUCACCGAACAUCCCAGAGAGCGCCGAGCCAUGGGAGUAAUUCAGUACGAACAGCUGCUGGGUUCAAGGUUUGUUCCCGGGUGAACGGAUGGCGUGUCGGGGUCAGAAUGCUGAUGGUCUGUAAAAUCAUCCCCGUCUUUUGAUAACGACCCUCCCUCUGGAGUUUCAUGUGUCGUCGGGACCAAACACACACCGACGUUACAGCAGAACCUGGCAAACCUCCCAUAUCUAAAAGAUUGAUGAGGUCUGGUCCCUGCAAAGGACGCCCAGCUCCGUGUCGAUAAGGCAGCUUUCAUCUUUCUUCUUCUCUGCUCUUCCGAGUCCUGGGAGAGGAUCAUGACAGGCGAAGACCUUCCAGGCGCGGGCCUUUCACACCAGAGGAGUCAUGAUUUUCCUCGGAUGUUCUGCCUCCGCUUGCUUCCGGUUCUCCUGGUUUAGCUGCAGGUUGGGAGCUGGGCGGGAAACCGGAGUCGGCAUGCCGCUGUGGGGCCGCCGGAGCUGGAACCGGGUGAAAACACAGAGGGAACAGAGCUGAACCCAAAUGAGCUCAGCAAACAGAGCUCCACACAGGACAAUGUGCAACAUCACCUUCUGUAAUGUGGACAGUAAGGUGGACCAGUUCUUCCAGCCCACUCUCUACAUCAUAGUCAUCGUUCUGGGGCUGCCGACCAACUGCAUGGCUCUGUGGGCCGCGUACAUGCAGGUACGUCAGCGUAACGAACUCGGCAUUUACCUGAUCAACCUGUCGGUGGCUGACCUCCUCUACAUUAUCACUCUUCCUCUGUGGAUCGACUACUUCCUGCAGCACGACGACUGGAUCCAUGGGCAGGAGAGCUGCAAACUGUUCGGCUUCAUCUUCUACACAAACAUCUACGUCAGCAUUGCCUUCCUGUGCUGCAUAUCACUGGACCGGUACCUGGCUGUGGCGUAUCCGCUGCGCUUCGUUAAGGUCCGGCGAAUCAAGACAGCCGUUUGUGUCAGUGCCAUUGUCUGGAUCAUUGAGAUUAUCGCCAACUCCGCUCCUCUCUUCCACGAUGAACUCUUCCAGGACCGCUUCAACCACACCUUCUGCUUCGAGAAGUACCCGAUGCAGGACUGGGUGGCAGGAAUGAACCUCUACAGGACUUUCCUUGGUUUCCUGACGCCAUGGACAGCCAUGCUGGUCGCCUACAGAGGGAUACUAGCCGCGGUGCGAUGCAACGUCUCCACGGAGCGCCAGGAGAAAGCCAAAAUCCAGCGACUGGCCUUGAGUUUAAUUCUCAUUGUCCUGCUGUGCUUCGGACCGUACCACAUGCUGCUCUUGGUGCGCAGCGUCAUGUUUCUGAAGAAGCCGUGCGACUGCAGCUCAGAGGAGACGCUGUUUGCUGCGUACCAUGUAGCGCUAGCGCUAACUAGCCUGAACUGUGUAGCCGACCCCAUUUUGUACUGCUUCGUCAAUGAGGGUGCCAGGAACGACGUUAGCCGCGCCCUUUACGCCAUAAUGUCCUCGGCAUGCCAGAGGCGCCCCUCGUCCUCGCCUUCGCAUGCCGACAUUCUCAAUGCUGGCUCCGUCACCAUGGAGACGCCUCUUUCGACUAAGAAGUCGUCGUGCGUGUACGUCGAUGGCGGGAAGGCGAGCAGCUACAAGACUGAGCUGCUAGCCAUGAAGGAGGAAUGUCUACAGAUGACCAUCCUUGCGGUUAAAAAGUGAAUUGUGGGAAACGGCAAACCGAUUCAAACCGUCCGGCGCUGCGAAGCGGAGGAUCGCCGCGAGUCGAGGGCGCGAUUUCUCCCACGACGACCAGGGCGAAGUCAGAUAUGUUCAGUGGUGGUUGACAGGAGGCGACCAGGAUUCCACUGAAACGCCAAAAUGAGAUUCAUGAGAACUAAAGACACAGGGUUCAUCACCUGAAACAGCUGCUGCUAGCCUGCUAGCCUGCUAGCAUAGCAGGAAAUCUGGGUAGCACUUUAUUUGAAGGAGUGUUCAUAAGACUGACAUGAACAUGAAGGAGUUUAAAUAUUUAUGACUGUUGUCAUGAAGUGUCAGGCAGUAAUGACACUAAAUGCAACUUUAAAUGCUAAUUUUCUUUAAAAGUGUCCUUAUUUACCAAAUAAUGCAAAGUUCAUACUUUUAAUUCACUUUU